Molecule: messenger RNA, 890 nt
Organism: Wasmannia auropunctata (little fire ant)
Lineage: Eukaryota; Metazoa; Arthropoda; Insecta; Hymenoptera; Formicidae
Product: cytochrome c, testis-specific-like
Exons: 2
Coding region: 222-533 (103 amino acids)
Molecular function (GO): electron transfer activity; heme binding
Source: RefSeq, a predicted model, not a curated record
AUUGUCUCCAUUUUUUGCCAAUCUUCGGUUGGCAGCAAUUAAGUCGGUUGUAAAAAGGAAGAAGGAAAAAACAAAUUAUCACGAGUAUUAAUCGAAACCGAGCAAUAUAUCGAUCACUCUCAGAAAUAACUGAAGAUCGCGAAAUGCAAUGUUAUUGAAUUACCAUUUUAAUUUAAAUUAAAUAUAAAUUUAAUUAGCGGCAAAUAAAUAGUCUGUUAAAGAUGGGCGAUGCGAUCAACGGUAAAAAAUUAUUUAUGAAAUUAUGCGCUAAAUGUCAUACCACGGAAAAGGGUGGAAAACAUAUGAUAGGUCCUAACCUGCACGGCAUCGUGGGUAAAACUUCUGGAACUAUUUCGGGAUAUAAGUCCUCGCCAGCUAUGAAGGAAAAAGCUGUUGUGUGGGAUGAGAAGGCUUUAAGCGAUUACCUCGCAUGGCCAAAGAAAUUCAUUCCAGGAUCAUCAAUGGUGUUUAUUGGCGUCAAGAAGGACGAAGAGCGAAAAGAUUUGUUCGCUUUCUUAGCUACUUUGAAGUAACCGCGUUUUAAUAAAAUAGCACGCAGCAGUUUUUCAGCGCAAAUGUAAUGUGCAAACCAUGAGGAUGUUAGUGUUAUUAAUUAUAAAAAAUAGUGAUAAUAAAUGUACCUGAAUAUCUGGAUGAUUUCCCAAGACACAAAGUGCAAAACUCGAGCCAGCCGCUGUGGUAUCAUGACCCUAUAAUAAAUCGAUCGAAUAAUUAUUUUCUUUUUGAUACGUAAAACAAUAACUUACGACUUAUCAUUUAUUAUAGCAAUGCAAUUCGCGAUGUAUUUUGUAGAAGUUAAGAAAAGUUGAAAUUAUAAAAAUUCUCGUUUAAAGAUUCACGAUAAAAUUAAAUCUAUUCUCGAAAUGAAA